Molecule: messenger RNA, 1398 nt
Organism: Phytophthora sojae
Lineage: Eukaryota; Oomycota; Peronosporomycetes; Peronosporales; Peronosporaceae
Exons: 1
Coding region: 1-1398 (465 amino acids)
Source: RefSeq, a predicted model, not a curated record
AUGAACGCGUCUGAUCUUCGCCCUGCUCCACCGAGCAAGCUGGAUAUGGAGGACGCCGAGCCAAAGGCGUCUCGGAUGCGACUGGCGAGUUUUCCCGUUCUUGAAGACGACACCGACAGCUUCAUCUACGAAGAUGACGGAGAAUCUAAUGAAGGAGAUGGAAACUCAGAGCUGUGUAUGUACAUCCAACGCCUUGAGAGGGAGAAGCAAGAGCUCGAGAACGAAGUACAACUGCUACGAGAUCGCAAUGCCAGUCAGCAGAUCAAGUUCCAAGCUACCGAGCGCCGUGUCGAGAUGCUCGAGGCCUCUCUGAAAGACGCCUUGAACGCCAGCGACGCGUUCCGACAGGAAAAAGAUGUGGUACUAGCACUUCAAGCUAGUGAACGCGAGCGGAUGGCUUCACUUGUGGCACUGUUGGAGGAAGCUCAAAAUCGUUACGAAGACGCAGAGCGUGCUCGUCAAAGCGCUAUAUUCAAGCUCAGCUCGCUUCAGGCAUCUCGAGCUGAUGCUACCAGCCAGAGUUUGCUACCACCGGUGACCAAGAGCACCCCGACUCCGCGAGGCAGCCUAAGCUUAGCUUCAGACACCUUCGCGGAUGGAUCGCUAGAUUUUGGCGAGCGCAUCGAAAAGUACAAGCGAGAUAUUGAGCUGCUUCGUCAAAAGCUUGGGUUGACGGAGGAACAAGCGGCGGAGAGGCAGAAGAUGGCGGUGUCGUUAGCGCUGCAUGAGGCGCAGCUCGACUACUCGAACGUGGUUGAGCACAUGAAGCUGGAGUGUGAGCGCCGCUUGAAUGAGUGGCGACACGAUGAAGCUGUUCGAGCGAAGGAGAAGGAGAGUGCCAUGGAUGAGGAUCGCUACAGUAUUCGACUGGAGAUGAAGCACGCACUGCAGCGCUCUCAGAUCGACCAACGGGUUGCUUACCUUCAGGCGCAGGCCGAGUUUACACCGGGAACGCUCAGCCAACGCUCUCCGGCUGAGAGCGAUUUUUCAAUCGGAACGCUCGACGAGGUGCUUGUGCGUAUGCAGCUGGAACAGGUUCGUACUCGCCGGUUUGAAGCGCUCAAGAAGACGCUUCUCAUCCGCCACGCCAAGCUGAACCAAGCAGCGAAAGAGCUCUUCUGCCGCUGGAAAAUACAAACGUCCAACACGAGGAUGUUGCGGCUGAAUGCUAUUCUGCAUAUGCACCGUAUCGUGUUGCACCUUGAAUCUCGCAAGAAGCUCAGAUGCUUCAACAAGUGGAGGACGCAAGUGCAACAACUGCAGGUUCACACUUUCCAAGCCCAGGCGCUUUCGUGCUGGAACCGCAUGAUCGCAGUCGAGCGGAUCAGUCAUGUUAUCGAUCAAACCACUGUGAGUGGUGUGUUGAUCUUGUUGAGUAGUGUUGAUGCAUUUCACUAA